AUGUCGGCCAAAGCAAAGGCAGCACAGGCCGCAGCCCCCAACGACCAGCGCCCUACCAAACCAUCCGGAGGAGCGAAGAAUGCGUAUCUCAUGCUCUACAACGCCGUCUCUGCAGCACUAUGGGCCGGUGUACUCUUCCAGACCGUCACGAUUGGCGGAAACGAGGUGGUGAAUGCGCAGAAGGCGGGAAAGUUCUUUGGGAAAGACGAUUGGUUCACCGCUACCAAGCGUGGGUUGGGCAGUGGGAAGGUGUAUGAUAACCUGGAGGGAUACACGAGGACUGUGCAGACGUUGGCGGGGAUGGAGGUGUUGCAUAGUUUAGUCGGACUCGUCCGCGCUCCCCUUCUAACCACCCUCAUGCAAGUCGCAUCUCGCUUCCUCCUCGUCCACCUCAUCGCGUCACCCCCCGCCUUCCCGCUCUCGACCCGCCACUCCCCCGCCUAUAGCACUAUGCUGCUCGCGUGGAGCGUCACAGAAGUAAUCCGCUACUCCUACUUCGUCUUUUCCUUAUCCGGUGCCGGCGUCCCUAAACUGUGGACCUGGUUGCGAUACAACACUUUUCUGGUCCUGUACCCUCUUGGUAUCUCGAGUGAGUGUUGGUUGGUGUACCAGGCUAUCCCUUUGGCUAGUGAAAGGAACGAGUUGUUUGGGUACGCGCUUUGGGCUAUACUGGCCAUUUAUGUCCCAGGAAGUUACAUUCUGUUCUCGCAUAUGUUGGCGCAGAGGAGGAAGAUUGCGAGGCAGAGUCGAGUAGCGUAA
Messenger RNA from Alternaria arbusti, 759 nucleotides. RefSeq lists its product as uncharacterized. The transcript has 2 exons. The record is from RefSeq and is a predicted model, not a curated record. Gene Ontology annotation, molecular function: 3-hydroxyacyl-CoA dehydratase activity. Gene Ontology annotation, biological process: sphingolipid biosynthetic process; fatty acid elongation; very long-chain fatty acid biosynthetic process. Gene Ontology annotation, cellular component: endoplasmic reticulum membrane. Lineage: Eukaryota; Fungi; Ascomycota; Dothideomycetes; Pleosporales; Pleosporaceae. Bases 1 to 759 code for a protein of 252 amino acids.